UGGAUCAAUCGAGCCACGGUCUUACCCUUUUGCACAUUUGUGGAGAAGACAAGAAGCCCAAUGGCUAACGAAGCCGGAAAGCCGCCCUUGAGGUCACGCUUCUGCACAGUCUUGAACCACGAGGUCCUCGAUCCGAAUGAGUACAUGGUGCACUUCGCCAAGCGGAGGAAGGAUGACCUCAUAGUCGAGAGCCAGGUCUGCGGUUGGUGCUACAAAAUGGAUUUUGAAAACCUCGAAACACCCAAGUUGUCCAGGAAGCAGUCCGCCAAACGUUCGGAUGCGCGGAGUACCAGCUCACCAGGAGCAGAAGAAGGAACAGGAGGAGCAGGAGAGAUCCCCUGUCCGUCCACUUCGAGUGAUGCCUUAGUGCAGGCUAUUCAACCCUGGCUGGGCAAAAGUACUGCGUCCUUGGAGUUCGCGGUAGAAGAUCAUCAGUAGGGGGCUUCAGCUGGUGACCAUGUCCCUUAGGUCCCGAUACUGAUAAAUUUGUAACAUAUUUCAAUAAAUAAUACGACGUCUGUCUUAAUAACAUA
Drosophila yakuba is the source of this 533-nucleotide messenger RNA. RefSeq lists its product as uncharacterized. The transcript is spliced from 2 exons. Lineage: Eukaryota; Metazoa; Arthropoda; Insecta; Diptera; Drosophilidae. Bases 61 to 438 code for a protein of 125 amino acids. The record is from RefSeq and is a predicted model, not a curated record.